Messenger RNA from Nannizzia gypsea CBS 118893, 6432 nucleotides. RefSeq names its product conidial yellow pigment biosynthesis polyketide synthase. The transcript has 7 exons. The record is from RefSeq and is a predicted model, not a curated record. Gene Ontology annotation, biological process: secondary metabolite biosynthetic process; fatty acid biosynthetic process. NCBI's taxonomy places the organism in Eukaryota, Fungi, Ascomycota, Eurotiomycetes, Onygenales, Arthrodermataceae. Bases 1 to 6432 code for a protein of 2143 amino acids. Gene Ontology annotation, molecular function: 3-oxoacyl-[acyl-carrier-protein] synthase activity; fatty acid synthase activity.
AUGGUGAAUCAACUGCACCUCUAUCUCUUCGGAGAUUUGACAUAUGACGUUUCCCCCAAGCUGCAACCACUCCUUCAUUCGGAGCUAUACCCCCUUCUUCGUUCGUUUUUCGAUCGCGCUUGCGAUAAACUGCGGGCUGAGAUUGGUCGGUUACCAGCUCAGGAUAAAGAAUUUUUCCCUCGUUUCUCUAGUAUUGCAGAGCUAUUGACAUGGCGUAACAGCCAUAGCAGGUCAAACCCCGCAAUAGAGAAUGCAUUAACGUGCAUCUAUCAACUGGGCCAAUUUAUUCACCAAUAUGAGGGUAUUGGGCAAGCGUACCUCACACCCCAAGAAACAUGUGUAUCCGGCAUCUGUACGGGUGCUCUGUCCGCCGCGGCUGUUAGCUGUUGCAGGACUACAUCUGAAAUAGUCCCUAUUGCUGUACAGACGAUACUGGUUGCUUUUCGACUGGGGAUGUGCACACUACGUGCUUCCGGAGCAAUUGACCCAUCAGAAGGAGCUUGGUCAAUGGUCGUAUCCUGUGAUUCGACUGACAAAAUUCAAGAACGUCUCUCCAAAUUUUCUCGGGAAAAUAACCUUCCUGUCACAUCAAGGCCAUGGAUCAGUGCAUACGGGGAAGAGAACUGGGUAUCAAUCAGUGCACCAGCAUCCACCUUGUUAGCCCUUCGUUCCUCUGAGAUACUGUCAGGAAUGCGUUCGCGUUCACUCGAGAUCCACUCUCCGUACCAUGCACAGCAUCUAUUCUCAAAAAUCGACAUAGACGCUAUACUCGAGACAACCGAUUUCCAAGAGUGGGAGCGGUAUAGAGCUGUCCGAUCUAUUGUUUCAAGUUCCACCGGAGCAAUAAUUGAAGGAGACUGUUUCCGCUCCUGUUUGGAGGCAGCACUUGCUCAAAUAUUGAUUGAACCGAUCAGAUGGGCCGAACUUACUCAGGGGCUUGCUGCCUUCAUAACCUCAAUCAACGCAAAGAGGUUUCACGUCAUUCCGAUUGCAACAAACGCUGAAACCACACUUAUGACAUCACUAAGAUCCAAAAUGCAGCUUGAAGCGCCCGAGUUUUCCAGCAAGGAUGAAACCGAGAAGGCAGAACCAAUUAACCGUAAUGCCCAAGAAAGUAUGGUUAGGGGUCGAUCUAAAAUCGCUAUCGUUGGUCUCUCCGGCAGAUAUCCAAGUGCAGAGAAUAACGAGGAGUUCUGGGAUCUCAUAUUCUGUGGACUAGACGUGCACAAAACGGUGCCGGACCUCCACUGGAGUGCUCAGACACACGUUGACCCUACUGGCAAGAGAAAAAACACCAGUGCCACCCCUUACGGCUGCUGGUUGGACCAUCCCGAAGCAUUCGAUGGGCUCUUUUUCAACAUGUCUCCUCGUGAGGCGCCUCAGGUCGAUCCGGCUCAGCGGAUUGCGUUGAUGACUGCCUAUGAAGCCAUGGAGCAGGCUGGAAUUGUCCCUGGAGCCACCCCAUCUACCCGCCACGACCGGGUGGGCGUCUUCUACGGGGUUACAAGCAAUGACUGGAUGGAAACCAACAGUGCCCAGAAUAUCGACACCUACUUUAUCCCGGGCGGUAACAGAGCCUUCAUCCCAGGACGAAUCAACUACUUCUUCAAAUUCAGUGGCCCCAGCUAUAGUGUUGACACUGCCUGUUCUUCCAGCCUGGCAUCCCUCCAUAUCGCAUGCAACUCUCUGUGGCAGCGUGAUAUUGACACCGCCAUCGCGGGUGGAACAAACAUCCUGACAAACCCUGACUUUACUGCUGGUCUGGAUCGUGGGCACUUCCUCUCGCGCACUGGUAACUGCAAGACGUUUGAUGACGACGCGGAUGGGUAUUGCCGUGGAGAAGGUGUAGGCACCGUUAUCCUGAAGCGUUUGGAAGAUGCCAUUGCUGACAAGGAUCCGAUCCACGGCCUCAUCCUGGGAACUUAUACAAAUCAUUCGGCAGAAGCAGAGUCAAUCACCCGCCCGCAUGUUGGAGCCCAGCGAGAUAUUAUGAGAAACAUUCUGAGCAAUAGCGGAGUUGAUCCAUACAGUGUUAGUUAUGUCGAACUUCACGGCACCGGUACCCAGGCAGGUGACGCUAGAGAAAUGACAUCUGUUCUGGACACGUUCGCGCCUGCCGACGCCCGUCGGCAUCGUCAGCCUCAUGAAUCUUUGCAUCUAGGCUCAGUGAAAUCUAAUAUUGGCCACGGUGAAGCUGCUGCCGGAGUCAGUGCUCUUAUAAAAGUUCUCCUGAUGUUGAGAAACAGCACCAUUCCCCCCCAUUGCGGUAUCAAAAAUAAAAUUAACUCAAGCUUCCCAACGGACCUUGACGCCAGAAAUGUGUACAUUGCAAAGAGUGCGGUUCCCUGGCCUGCGAAAGAAGGACAGCCACGCAGGGUAUUUAUCAACAAUUUCAGCGCUGCCGGCGGCAACUCCGCCUUGGUCCUUGAAGAAAAGCCCAUUGAAGCCGAGAUUAAAGGAACUGACCCACGAAUAGCGCAUGUGGUAACGGUGUCCGCCAAAUCAGCAGUAUCUUUGAGCCGAAAUAUCCAAUCGCUCGUGGACUAUAUUGAGAAGCAUAAGGAAGAGCCUCUAUUUCUUCCCCAGCUGUCCUAUACCACAACUGCACGCCGAAUUCACCAUCAGCAUCGAGUUGCCGUUACUGGCGUAGCUGCUGUCGAUAUCAAGGCUGCUCUAGAAACAGCGGCCGCAAAUGGUGACGGCAAGCUCCGAGCAAGAGUCAGACCAAAAGUGACAUUCACUUAUACAGGACAAGGUGCUCAAUACGUUGGUAUGGCAAAACAGCUGUACAUAUUAUUCGACCAAUUCAAGAGGGAUAUCAACCGCUUUAAUGGGAUUGCCGAAAAACUAGGCUUUCCCAGCUUUCUUGAUGUGAUUAAGGGUGAGCCUACCCAAGACCCGAAGGAUAUCUCCCCAGUCACGUUGCAACUCUCCAGUGUUUGCAUGCAAAUAGCUUUAUCCCGGCUACUCAUAUCUUGGAAUGUGAUGCCGGACAGCGUCAUAGGUCACAGCCUUGGUGAAUACGCUGCUCUCAACACUGCCAGUGUUCUCUCUGACACUGACACUAUUUUCCUCGUGGGUAGACGUGCCCAGUUGUUGGAGCAGCUCUGCACGCUUGGAACGCACAACAUGCUUGUCGUGAAGGCUUCCUUAUCGACCGUUCAGGGAGCACUUGAGGGUACAGAAUUCGAGGUUGCAUGUAUCAAUGCACCAGAGGAGACUGUUAUUGCCGGUCCCAAUACACAAAUUGAAGCUCUUAAGGAGUCCCUGAACAGCAACGGCUUCAAGACAAAGAUCAUACAGGUGCCUUUUGCAUAUCAUUCAUCCCAAGUGGAUGCUAUCUUGGGCGACUUCGAGACCAUUGCUACAGGUGUGAGGUUCCGAAAGCCAACAAUCCCGGUUAUAUCCCCAUUGCUUGCCGAGGUCAUCGUAGACGAGGGUAUAAUUUGCCCUAGCUAUCUGAGACGACACUGCCGUGAGACUGUCAAUUUCCUUGGUGCCAUCCAGCGUGUUAAAGACACUGGGGUUGUAAAAGAAAAGUCCUUUUUCGUCGAAAUAGGGCCCCAUCCUAUUGUGACGGGUAUGGUCAAGGCAGUCCUGGGAACAUCGGUCACCUCCUUACCUACACUUCAGCGCAACCGUGGCGACUUGAAGGUUAUAACCGAAUUGCUCGUUGCCCUUUAUUCUGCUGGCACUGACCUACGCUGGAACGAGUAUCACCGCGACUUUGAGGCCUCACACAAGGUCCUGGAACUCCCUGCAUACAACUGGGAUCUCAAGAAUUACUGGAUGCAGUACGUUAACGAUUGGUCUCUGCGAAAGGGUGACCCGCCAUUGGUGGUUGGCCCUUCGUCCCUGACAUCGACUACAAUCCACAAAGUGUUGGAUGACAAAAUUGACAAAAUUGUUGUCGAGUCUGAUAUGACACGCGAGGAUUUUAAUCCUUUGGUGCAAGGCCAUGAAGUCGAUGGCGUUCCUCUUUGCACGCCAUCUGUCUAUGCAGAUAUCGCCCUUUCCAUUGGCAAAUAUCUUAUAGAGAGAUACCAUCCGGAGAUCGAAACCAAUUUGGUCGACGUUGCCAACAUGACCGUCUUAAAGGCUUUGAUUGCCCGGGCUCAGGGACCCCAACCUCUUCGUACCAUAGCCACUGUCGAUUGGGCUGCUAAGAAAGCCAACGUUUCCUUCCGCUCCUUUGAUAAAUCCGGAGAGCCAAAGGUGGAGCAUGCCACCUGCGAGAUAAAUUUCACUGAUCGAUCUCGACUCAAACUGUUAGAGGGUUCUACUGCAAAUACCAAGGCCCGAAUGGGUGCUAUGCGUGAGACUCUUGGAAGCGGCGAAACCCAAAGAUUCAAUCGUGCAAUGGUGUAUAAGAUGAUCGGUCCAUUGGCACAGUUCCAUCGAGACUACCAGCCCCUUGACGAAGUUAUCAUCGAUAGCAAUAGUCUUGAAGUCUCUAGUCAGGUCAACUUCAAAGGUGUCCAGGCUGCUGGUGACUUCUUUGCCCACCCAGCUUAUAUUGACGGCCUCACACAGGCAGGAGGGUUUGUCAUGAACUGUAAUGACAGUAAUGACUUGGCGGUGGAAGUAUUCGUCAACCAUGGCUGGGAGUCUCUCCAGUUGUAUGAGCCUCUUCAAAAGGAGAAGAAGUAUAAGACUUUCUGCCACAUGUCUCCGGGAGACAACAGGAAGUUCCAUGGCGAUGUGGUGGUCUUUGAUGAAAGUGACAGAAUUGUGGCCAGCUACAAGGGCAUUGUGUUCCAAGGCGUUCCUCGUAGAGUGUUGCGUUUCUUCUUGAAGCCCGAAGCACCAGCUGCCCCCCGUGGACAGGCAAACCAAAAGUCUGCAGCAAGACCAACCCCUGUUGCACCAGUUAUAACAGCUGCGCCAGCGACUACCCCUAAGUCAAUUGCUAAGCCGGCUCACGUUCCAGCAGCAGCUCCAGCUGUCGGUUCUAAAUCAUCAAAGGUCAAGCAAGCAUUCCAAAUCAUGUCUGAGGAAGCUGGUGUUCCUGUGGAUGAUCUUACGGAUGAUUGUGUCUUCACUGAUAUGGGCAUUGAUUCGUUGCUGGCUCUGGUGAUCACGAGUCGAUUCCGCGAGGAGCUUGAGUUAGACGGGGAGCUGGACGAUAUCUUCCUCACAUACACAUCUGGAAAAGCGCUCAGGGACUACCUUGCAAAGCAAUAUGGCUCGGAUAUCCCGGUAGCGGUGGAACCAGCACCGCUACCUGUCGCUGCGGCAAAGAUUGAACCGGUGGUUACUUCUCGAAUCUCCCUGGGUGCCGACUGCGCUGCUGCCCUUGCGAUAGUAUCAGAAGAGAGUGGUAUACCGGUUGCAGAGCUCUCUGACGAGUGUAUCCUUGCGGAAAUUGGUAUCGAUUCGCUUCUAGCGCUUGUUAUCGUCAGCCGUUUCAAGGAGGAGUUGGACGUUGAUAUUGACAGCCAAGCUGUGUUCACCGAUUCCUUCAUGAUCAGAGACUUGAAACUGUUCUUUGGAAAGGAAGAGUCGGCAAACACCACCCAAGCGCCAUCCAUUCUGAUGGAAAGCUCCGACGAGAACACCAUGUCAUCCAUGACGCCACCAGACUCAAGCUCUGACUAUGAUAUAUCCGAGAAGCCAGAAUGUGUCGCUGUGCCGCCUACCACAUCUGUUUUGUUGCAGGGUAUCGCCAGGCACGCGGAGAAGAUCCUUUUCCUCUUCCCUGACGGCUCCGGAUCCGCAACUUCGUAUUCAGCGAUCCCACGGCUGAGUCCCCGCGUCGCCGUCAUCGGACUUAACUCCCCCUAUAACAAGAUACCAGAACUUUUCAGAUGUACGCUCGACGACCUCAUUGAUAGUUACAUAGAUGAAGUCCGCCGCCGCCAACCAACAGGGCCGUAUUAUUUCGGGGGCUGGUCCGCAGGGGGUAUUCUGGCCUACCGCGCCGCGCAAAAGCUGAUUGAAGGGGGUGAAAAGGUUCUCGACCUUAUUCUGGUCGAUUCGCCAGUCCCAAGGGGGUUGGACAAGCUACCACAGCACUUCUAUGAUCACUGCAAUAAGUAUCAGGUAUUUGGGCACCGUGCUGGGCCUACCAAGGGUCAAACUAAGGCGCCAGCAUGGCUUAUUCCGCACUUCAAUGCGACCAUUGACACCCUGCAUGAUUACCAUGCCUCUCCCUUGCCAGCGGGUAAAACACCGCGGACAACUAUUAUCUGGGCUGGUGAGAGUGUAAUUGAUGGUGUCAACGUGCCGAAGCUCCAGUCCCAUGCCGACGACACGCAAGGAAUGAAGUUCUUGUCUGAAAAACGCACCGACUUUUCAGCAGCAGGGUGGGAGGCUGUCUUCCCAGGAGGAGAGAUUAUCUUGGAGCGUAUGGAGCGCGCCAACCACUUUUCCAUGAUGAAAGGAGAGCAUGCCGGUAAACUGGCCGCAAUCAUGAAAGCUGCGCUGGCAUAA